GGUCGCUUAGGAGUGAGGAUUGUUCCAACAUAUGUUACAAAUAUGGCUGUGUCUCUCAUUAUAAAAUGGGGUGGGCAGGAAUUUUUAAUAACCACCUUGUCAGAAGAAGACACAGUGUUGGAUCUCAAGCAGUCACUCAAAGGACUUACAGGAGUGCUACCAGAACGCCAAAAACUUCUGGGACUUAAAGUAAAAGGCAAGCCAGCAGAAAAUGAUGUGAAGCUUGGAUCAUUAAAAUUGAAACCAAAUACUAAAAUCAUGAUGAUGGGGACUCGUGAGGAAAGCUUGGAAGAUGUCCUUGGGCCACCUCCUGAUAAUGAAGAUGUAGUCAAUGAUUUUGAUAUUGAAGAGGAAGUUGUUGAAGUAGAAAAUCGGGAGGAGAAUCUCCUAAAAAUAUCCCGCAGAGUUAAGGAGUACAAAGUAGAAAUACUGAAUCCUCCACGAGAAGGGAAGAAAUUGUUGGUCCUCGAUGUUGAUUACACAUUGUUUGAUCACAGGUCAUGUGCAGAAACGGGAAUUGAGCUGAUGAGGCCCUACCUACAUGAGUUCCUGACAUCUGCAUAUGAAGAUUAUGAUAUUGUAAUUUGGUCUGCAACUAAUAUGAAAUGGAUUGAAGCUAAAAUGAAAGAGCUGGGAGUGAGCACCAAUGCAAACUACAAGAUAACCUUCAUGUUGGAUAGUGCUGCCAUGAUAACUGUGCACACUCCAAGGCGAGGUUUAAUUGAUGUGAAACCGCUAGGAGUUAUAUGGGGCAAAUUUUCAGAGUUUUACAGCAAGAAAAAUACUAUUAUGUUUGAUGACAUUGGUCGAAAUUUUCUGAUGAACCCACAGAAUGGACUAAAGAUAAAACCCUUCAUGAAAGCACAUUUAAACAGAGAUAAAGAUAAAGAGCUUUUAAAACUUACUCAGUAUCUCAAGGAAAUAGCAAAAUUAGAUGACUUUUUGGAGUUGAACCACAAACAUUGGGAAAGGUACCUCUCAAAGAAACAAGGACAGUAAUUUUAAUUUUGUGAUGCUGAAACCAAACAGAAGAUAGAGAUCCUUUGAUCUUGUGUAAGCUAGAAUAAAGUAGUGCUGGACACUGACUUAAUCACCCGAGUGACUCUUA
Candoia aspera is the source of this 1108-nucleotide messenger RNA. It is a transcript of the gene UBLCP1, whose product is annotated as ubiquitin like domain containing CTD phosphatase 1. Lineage: Eukaryota; Metazoa; Chordata; Lepidosauria; Squamata; Candoiidae. Gene Ontology annotation, biological process: protein dephosphorylation. Bases 43 to 999 code for a protein of 318 amino acids. Gene Ontology annotation, molecular function: protein binding; protein serine/threonine phosphatase activity. The record is from RefSeq and is a predicted model, not a curated record. Gene Ontology annotation, cellular component: nucleus. The transcript has 11 exons.